AAAACAGAGUGCGUGGCGCGGAUAAAAAGAGGUGAAGUCAAGAAAAAACAAACCUAAGAUUCAGAAUGUCUGGUCGUCACUCCGAUUCCGAUUCCAAGCGAUGCCAUUCUAGAUUCGAUUCAGACCCCAACAAGAGAUAUAGAAGGGAUGAAUAUGGAAAAGAAGACAGAGAGAGAGUGUCAAGUAGCACUGAUGUUCAAAAUGAAGCUCUUUUCGCUAAGCACAACAAACCAAAUGAUCCUAUCCAACUUCCAACAUCUCUCUCUUAUUUUCAGCACAAUGAACAAGGUGGCACUGGGCAGGUUGGCCGAAGCUCUGGUCAAAGGAAGGAGCGUGGACGGUGGAAGGACACAAAGAAACGGUUUAAUAUUAAUGAAAGGGAAGAGAAAAAUCAUGGUAGAGAGCAGAGAAAUGAGAAAUCACAAGCUAAACUGGAUGAUAAUACUUUCCAGAGAAGAGAUGGUUUUACCGGAAGGUCGAGAAAAAGAGCUUCAUUUAGAGAGAAGAAGAUUGUAGCGGAUUCAGGUGAUGCUAAUGUGGCUGCAGUAAAGUCAGGCCAGAAGGAGGAAAGAAACAGCAAUCCACAGCAUUUGGAUAGACCUGAGAAGCAUUUUGCAGAUGACAAGGGUGAAGCUAGGAGGGGAAGAAGGUAUGGAGGCAAUGACAGUUACAAGGGAAGAGAUAAAUUUAAUGGAAGACAAGGCUAUCGUCCUGAGAAGUGGAAACAUGAUUUGUAUCAAGAGGUAAAUAAGGAUCCCAUUCCAGAGAAUGAGGAUGGCCAGAUUGCGAAGCUGGAAGCACUCUUGGCUUCAUAAUAUCAUACGUGUGUAUGUGUCAAGCUAUCACCAUCUUCAACUGUCAAUUUUAGAAGAUGCAAACUAGAUUCAAUUGAGGCAGGCAGGUUUUAAAAUUGGAAUGGAGCACAGAGCAAUUUGCAAUUUGGAAUUGUAAUAAAGCAUUUUUGCUUGUUUUAGACAAUUUCUAGUUCGCAAAGUAUCUACAUGUCUAUGAUUUUUAUUUUGGUCAAUUUAUGUACACACCACUAUUACGGUGGUUUAGCUGAAUUGGAAAAGAGUGUCUCAAUUGCAUGAUCGCCGGUUAUGGACAUCACAUAUGUGAAAGUAGAUUUUUUAACUUUAAGGUGAAUUUAAUUAUGAGAAA
Messenger RNA from Glycine soja, 1161 nucleotides. RefSeq names its product bcl-2-associated transcription factor 1-like. The transcript is spliced from 4 exons. NCBI's taxonomy places the organism in Eukaryota, Viridiplantae, Streptophyta, Magnoliopsida, Fabales, Fabaceae. The record is from RefSeq and is a predicted model, not a curated record. The coding region runs from base 66 to 815 and encodes 249 amino acids.